GGGCCGCAGCGGGGGUAGGGGCGCGGCCCUGGGGCUGUCCCCGCAGAGUCCUCUCAGCUCAGCCCCGGCCGCAGCGCAGGGAUUUCUAGCUGAGGCUGCCGGGCCCCUCGCCGCCAGCCUCGGGUGCUUGGCGCAGCGGCUGCCCCCGGGUAUAAAGUAGCCGCAUGCGGAAGGUUAAGUCUUUGGGACUAAGCACCAUGGAUGUGCAGACCAGAAAAAUGGCGCAGUUACUGGACAAUGAUCUGUUCUUGGAAAAAGUAGGGGUAAGCGGGGGCUCCAAUGGACUUUCAGAAAGAGGUCUUCAACCCCGGCAAAAUGUUACAAUAACAGAUUUGGAGCUUGACAAUGGAUUGUUGGUUACACACGUCAACCAAACACAAGACCUGCUGAAAGUGCAAAAAAAUAAGGUUCACUCUAGCAAGAUGCAAACCACAGAAGAAUGGCUAAGGAUUCAUGGUUUAGAAUCUAUGCAAUUAACGUUAGAAGAUCUCAUAAAGAAGGGCACUUUUGUCUUGAAUGCUGAAAAUGCCACUGAACAGAUAGAGUUUACAGCAGAGACAGUUGUGAAUUUUGAAUCCAAACUGUCUGAAGUAAUGCAGCUUUAUCACCAGCGAAUUCAGUGGCUUUUGGAGGAUAGCAGACGGGUGUUUGGCCUUAUAAAAGGAACCAGAGUUGGACUCCUUGUUGACGUAUCUGAUAUAAGUUGUGGACCCAGAUUACUUGAUUUCCAGAAAAACCUUUUGUGCUUAAUAGACGAGCAACUGUGUUAUAAGAAGCAAUUAUAUUUCCUUUCAUUUGGGACUGAGAUUUCAUUUCCAUGGGAGAAUCCAACAAAUGUCAAUGUACAUGUCCUACACAAAGCAAGGCAGUGGGUACAGGAGCUGAAGCCCAGUGGAGGCUGCAAUUUGCUGAAGGGUCUGAAGAAGGUCCUUACAAAGACAGAACUGAAUUCUUUGGUUCUUGUUGUAGGAUGCUGUCCUGAUCAGUCUUCAGAAAUAUUGUCAGACUACAUUCAGCAAUGUACACUGGGAAGAAAGCUGCUCAUUCAUGCAGUUACAUACGAGUGUAGCAAUCAUGUUCCUCCAGCUAUUUUAAAGAACAUGACAGAAGUAGUGGGAGGCCGUUAUCACUGCUACUCGUCUAACUGUGAGAAUUAUGAUAGUAGUGAUAUCCGUCUGUUGCUACUUGAGUCCCAGAAAGCUAAGGCCCUGCUGAGCAGCAUCAAACAGAUUUUUCCAGGAAGGACUCGCGACUUGCUUGUUACUAGCAUGCAGGAUAUUUCUACAGAUUUUGCAAAGGUUGUGCCUGCUAGCUUCCUUCCAAAGCAUGAAAGUCCCCUUGUUAUACAAGUGCCCACCUUCCUGGCUAAAACCUCAGCUAGCUGGUUGAAGACAAAUGGACUGAAAGCCAAGAAGUUGAGCCUUUAUCAAGUUUUGGCUCCAAAUGCGUUCUCACCAGUGAAAGAAUUUGUGCCUAUUCUUCAGAAAACAGUGUCAUCAACACUGCAUGAGAGAGCAAUGAUGCAGUUUGAAUGGCAUGAUGGAACUGUGAAAAAUGUUCAUGUGGACCCACCAAUAUUAUACCACUAUCAGAAACAGCUUGGUAGAAUGGUGAGAAUAUAUGAAAAACGAAUUGACUGGCUUUCAGUUGGCAGCAAAAGAAUAUGGGGAACUAUAUGUGAAAGGAGAGUUGUUAUACUGGUUGAUAUGUCAGUAAUAAAUUCCUUGUACAUCAUCUACAUCCAACAUUCCUUGCGACUUUUGCUUGAAGAACAAAUGUCAAACAAGGACUGUUUCAAUAUUAUUGCCUUCGGAAGUGAUAUUACGGCUUGGAAACCAGAAAUGGUUCCUUCAGUUCCAGAUAACUUGCAAAGUGCCUGGAGAUGGAUAUUGAGCCUACAGUGCAAAGGCAGUAGGAAUUUUAUGAGUGCUCUCAGAAGAGCAACAGAAGUAGACUUCAAAGAUAAAGACGAACAUGGAUCUCAAGGCAUUUAUGUGCUUACCACUGGAGUUCCUGACCAGGAGAUGCAUGCUGUGAGUGCUUAUGUGGCUGAAGUCUGUGGUGGUUGUGAUCUGCAGCUUCAUGUCUGUCUAUUCAAUAUAACAGGGGACUUGGACCCCAGCAGCAUUAUUCCAGCCCGCUAUGCGAGUCCAAACGAAACUGCUAGCAUUUUUAAAGAAAUAGUAUGUGCUGCUAAUGGAAGGUUUCACUGGUUUGGAGAAACAGGCAUUUAUGAAAGUGAUGAUAUCAGCAUUAUUGUAUCUGAAAUGGAAAAAGCAGUCAACUACUCCCAAAAGUGUGCCUUAUUGGUGGAAUCCUUAAAGCAGUGUUCAGGAAGUAAGUUCCCUAAUCAGUUUAUCCCAGAAGAAGACUUAAAGAUGCUCUUGAAAAAGGAGAAAAGCAGACCCCAGAAAUUGCCGUCUCCUAAGGCCACAGCUGUCACACUGGCUAGAAUGAAUACUAGAGACAACUGUGAUGAAGAGAAAAACGCUACCAUAAGAGCUCUGACAUGGCGUCCAACAAGUGCAAAGGCAGAAAUUCCACCAUCUCAGCCAUUAAAAGAAUGGUCUCAAGCUGGUCAAAAGAAAAAGCAUAAAUCAAGGAAACAGCCAGAGAUCGCUAUCUCAGCGUUUUAUAUUGACAAAGGAAAAAAUGUGGGUACAGUUUACAGAAAGUAUCCCAAGACAAAGGCUGUGAGGAGAUCUGUUCCUUUUGCUGCGUUGCCAAAGGAAGAGGAAAUGUGUUCAAGCAAAGAGUGGUUGAGCAAGCAUGGUCUGAAAAAACUAAAGUUGGAGCUGCCCAGAAUUAUGUUUGGUCCUGAGUGUUUACACCAGAAGAAAAUGGUGGAAUCUUUGCACAAGAAAGUAUCAGCAAAAUACUGUACCAUCUUCCCUAGUGUAGAAAUCAAGGGUACUGUGAAACACCUGCAGCUUCAACCUAAGGAACUGGAAGAGUAUGUUGAACAACUAGAGAGGGUGCUAUGGCGGUAUGUACAAAGAAUACAGUGGCUUCUUUCAGGAAGCCGGAGAUUAUUUGGCACCAUUUUGGAGACAAAAGUCUGCAUUUUGAUUGAUACAUCUGGUUCCAUGGAUCCUUAUUUACAACAAGUCACUAAAGAGCUUACCUCUCUCAUCUGGGAACAGCUAAGAAAGAAAGAUGCCAGGUUUAACCUGCUGAGAUUUGCAGAAGAUACAGAGGCUUGGCAGGAGUGCCUUGUAGAGGCAACAGAUGAAACUUGUCACGAUGCUGUCCAGUGGGUGUCCAAAUUUCAAGCUCAUGGUAAUACAUGUAUCCUUAAGGCCUUACAGAAAGCUUUCAGUUUUCAAGAUGUAGAAGCACUGUAUGUUCUGACUGAUGGCAAACCAGAUACCAGUUGCAGUCUCAUUCUAAAAGAGACUGAAAAGCUUAGGAAGAAACAAGCUAUCAAAAUCCACACAAUUUCUUUUAACUGUGCAGACAGGGGAGCUAAUGAAUUUCUGAAAAAACUAGCCUUGCAUGCAGGCGGUCGCUACCAUCGUUGCAUUGGAGAUGUGGAUGGGCAGUUAGCAGCACACCGGAUGUUGACAGAAGGGUUUGAUGAUGAAGAUGAUCCAGUAUUUCCUUUCUUUGAAGGAGAUGAUUUAAAGAAACUUGCUCAAGAAGUAGCAAAAGCCAGAAGUUUUUUAAUACAGGCAAAAUCCUUUAGAUUGCUAUUAGAAAAAUGGAAAUUAGAUCAAAAGGACAAGUCCCUUUAAGAAAAAAUACUGAGGGACAGAUCCAAUAUGGUGCACUAUAAGAAUCACUGUACUACAAGGAGUGUUUGUGCUGAUGCUGAUCAAAAUGGUGUCACUAAGAAUAUUGGGAGAUGGUGUUGGGUAUUGAUUCCAUCUAUGAUCCAACAAAAGGGAAACUUACCUGAUUCUGAGGUCGUUUUGGUACAACAGCAUUUGAAAGGUGUCUUGCAUCUAUUGGGUUUUGUUGUUUGGGCUGUAAGUCCUUGAAGUACUAUCUUAACCAAGGAUUUAAACAUGGACAAUUAUGGUGUACCUUAUGUGAACAUCUCUACGAAUACUAACCUCAUUGUGGAGUGCAAAGUAACCCAGAUACCAGAUCUUGAGAAUUUGCACAUGCAAUUAUGAAUGCCAAGCAAUGGUAAGAACUAAACAGUUAUGUUUCCGCAGGAUUGCACUGGACACAGUAUUUGCACUUUCAAUCUUACCCCCACAGCCUAUGGCAUCAUUGUUUGCUGAGACGAGGUACACACCUUUGCACAAAAAAAGUGUCUAUUUUUAAAUUUCCGGGUAUUAUGCCAUCACUUGCAGGUCCUUGUUAUCAGCACUUUAAUUGGCGUGUAGCUGUACACGUCUUUGUAGGUGAUGAAAUUAAUAUCUUUGUGCAAUAUGGAUCUGUCUUGUACUUAUCUUUCACUACAGAUAAUAAUAGCUACACUAUGCAGUGUAUGGGCCCUGAUGCAAUUACAGCUCCUUUGCACUUUAACUGCACAAAUCCAGCUAUAGCUUCUACAAAUAAGACAUGGAUUAAUCAGACAUAUGGACACUACAAUCAAGAUGAGGAGAACAUCACUUGGGAGUAUGGGAUCAGCCAUCAUCAAAAUCAGAUUGAACUCAGGGUUGUUGAAAGGCUAUUGGAAUGUUGGGUCUUAGAGAGAUAUUUUUGUUAAAUGUGAUCUCUGUCCCACA
Gavialis gangeticus (Gharial) is the source of this 4679-nucleotide messenger RNA. It is a transcript of the gene VWA3A, whose product is annotated as von Willebrand factor A domain containing 3A. The record is from RefSeq and is a predicted model, not a curated record. Lineage: Eukaryota; Metazoa; Chordata; Crocodylia; Gavialidae. The transcript is spliced from 34 exons. Bases 165 to 3734 code for a protein of 1189 amino acids.